AUGAAGAUAUUUGAAGAGCUGAAGUUGUCACUAUACGCUCCAAAAAAAGACCUAUGUGAUGUGUGUGAGGCAUAUAAUACGAAAAACUUAUCUGAGGAAAAGUAUAACAUGCAUCAAACUUUUAAACAAGAGGCGCGUCAAGAAAAGGAAAGGGACAAAUCUAGUAGUGACAUAACAGUUAACGUUUAUGCAAUGGAUUUACAGAGUGUGUUAUUGAGUCCCAAAUCAACAGUUUCUGCAAUGUACUAUAAAACCAAACUUAUAGUACAUAACUUUACCAUUUACAAUCUAAAAAACAAAGAAGGCUUUUGUUUUCUUUGGAACGAAAGCGAAGGGGGCUUGACUGCCAAUGAAUUUUCCAGCAUAAUAAGCUUUUUUAUUGAACAAGAAAUAAAAAAGUGUGACGGUGCUUUACGUGAAAUGAUAUUUUUCAGUGAUGGUUGUACGGGCCAAAAUCGUAACUCAACAUUGGCUAAUGCGUUUGUAAAUUUAGCUGCUCAGCACAAUAUAAUUCUCACUCAGAAGUAUUUAUUCAAGGGUCACACCCAAAUGGAGGUGGACUCGAUGCAUGCUACUAUUGAAAGACAGAUCAGGGAUCGCAAAAUAAACCUUCCAGCUGACUAUGCAUAUCAUUGCCAAAAGGCAAGAUCCAAUCCAUCUCCAUACAAUGUCAAGUAUAUUUCUCACAGCUUUUUUAAAAAAUUUGACAAUCUAAAAUUCUAUAAUUCAAUACGCCCAGGUAGGGCAGCGGGCGACCCUGUUGUCACUGACAUAAAGGCCCUGAGAUAUUUCCCGAAUUGCGAAAUUCAAUUUAAAAUGAGACAUACUGAUCCAUGGGCUGCCUUAAACCAACGAUUGAAUAAAAAGAUUACUCCCUGCAAGUAUGACGAUCUACUUCCAUUGUUUACAGAACGCAGGAAAAUUAAAAAGGAAAAGUAUGAUCACCUACAAAUUUUGAAAUUAGGUCUAUUGGAAGAUUACCAGAAAUUCUACGAUGAACUGCCAUUUGAAUAA
Molecule: messenger RNA, 1014 nt
Organism: Ceutorhynchus assimilis (cabbage seed weevil)
Lineage: Eukaryota; Metazoa; Arthropoda; Insecta; Coleoptera; Curculionidae
Source: the annotation of a GenBank genome assembly